This is a messenger RNA of Funneliformis geosporum, 337 nucleotides long. The record is from the annotation of a GenBank genome assembly. Lineage: Eukaryota; Fungi; Glomeromycota; Glomeromycetes; Glomerales; Glomeraceae.
UGGAACAAAUGAUUCUGACAUUAAUAAUCUUGUUCGGAGACAACCUCAUCAACCUAAAAAGGUAGAAGUUAAUGCAGGGAAUAGGACGUGGAUUUUUAAACGUAAUAAUCAGCAAAUUCCUGUUUAUGAAUAUAAUGCUAACCAAUGUACAUUGGGUUUUGCAGUAAAGAAAGUUCUUGGAUACCAACCAUUUAACCAUGGAUUUUUAAUCUUGGGUAGUUCAAGAGAAGAAGCAGUUCGUUUAGGGGAUGUUAGAAACUUAAAAUAUGACCCCGCUAAUGGUCUAAAUUAUGCUAUUUUAAGAUUACUUCCUAAUAAUGAGCAAUAUACUUUAUGA